Molecule: messenger RNA, 1552 nt
Organism: Neoarius graeffei (lesser salmon catfish)
Lineage: Eukaryota; Metazoa; Chordata; Actinopteri; Siluriformes; Ariidae
Gene: omgb
Product: oligodendrocyte myelin glycoprotein b
Exons: 2
Coding region: 1-1167 (388 amino acids)
Biological process (GO): neuron projection regeneration
Molecular function (GO): protein binding
Source: RefSeq, a predicted model, not a curated record
AUGGAAAGGAUAAGGACAGCUCACACAAUGUCUGCAUCUAUGCUGGCUUGCCUGCUGCUCCUGAUGCUUUGUGCAGUGUCUGUGCUGGCUAUCUGUCCCCCAAUGUGUUCCUGUGGCAGGGGCCAUCGAGUGGUGGACUGCUCUGCCCGAGGUCUUGUCCUGCUACCCAACAGCCUGCAGCACAACAUUCAUUUCCUCAACUUGUCCCACAACCGGCUACAAAAUCUAGAUGGACUCUUCAGCCAUUUUGCCCAUCUGAGAACUCUGGAUAUUUCCCACAACCAUCUCGAUCACCUUCCGGUUGGUCUGCCACGGGCACUGUGGGAUAUUCAUGCAUCGGAUAACCGCAUACGCCACCUCGAGAAAAACGACACUGCUUACCACUGGAACCUGCAGUCCUUAGACUUAUCAAACAAUCAGUUAGAGCGUGUGGUCUUCAUUAACAACACGCUACCCAGUCUGCGAGCACUCAACCUCAGCCACAACAAGUUCUGGACUGUGCCAACCAACAUGCCCUAUAAUCUGGAGAUGGUGGACCUCUCCCACAACUUUCUGCUGCAGAUUCUGCCUGGCUCACUAGACCGACUUCCCAGGCUGUCCCAAUUCUACCUGCAUGCUAAUCGUUUUGCUUCAGUGAGCGAGGGUGUGUUCAAUCAACUGGAAGCUUUGCAACUUCUUACACUUGGGGAUAAUCCCUGGGCCUGCGAGGAUGAGGAAAACAUCACGCAUCUACUAAACUGGGUGCAGCAGACCCCAGCAAAAGUGCUGGGCUGCCCUUGCUACAUCAGGCCUACGUGUGGGGAAGCCCACCUGUCCACCACCAGAACCCGGCACUCUGCUUCGUACACUGAACCUCCACUGGGCGCCGACACUCGUAAUCAACCAGAUGUGCAUGCCAUCACUUCGGGAUACCUGUCCAAAUCAGCAUUGCUCAACUUUCCAUACAACUGGAGUAUUGAGAAUUCCUCUGGGGCAUCUGAGCAGGCACUUCUCACGUCCACCCCGUACAGUCUCUCAACUCAGACAAGCACAACAAUCCGCGCACACAGCACCAAAAAGGCAUUGCCUGGCAGAGCUCGCAGCACAAGCAUCCAAAUCCAUCCCUGCAAACCUCAUACUGUCGCAUUAAACCUUUUGAGCACAGCAGUCAUGCUCAGUAUCUUCUGAUUUUGCAUCAAGCUGGAAUAAUUCCUGACCAAGGAUUUGCAGUUGGUCUGGAUUUAAAACAAAACCACACCUUUAUGGAUGUGCAAGGAAGGUCAAAAGAAGGAAGGUUCUUGUCUAUUUGGUUUUGAACGACAGCUUGAUUGUUCAUGACUCUAUGGGUAUUCUCUACAGUAUGUGUGUUGGCCUGGGGAAAUCCCUUUGUUGCUGUAGCUGAAUUCUGGAAAACGACUGAAAAUGAUGGAAUUUUUUUUUUUUUUUUAAUAACAUGCUUUGACACCUCAACUUGCAGGAAUCAGAUCUAUUUCAACAAAACAAUAUGGAAGUGUUUGCCUUGCCUAGGUUAUCUUUUUGCAAAAAUCAUGUUGGAUAAGGAGCAAGUUUAACA